Molecule: messenger RNA, 2180 nt
Organism: Saprolegnia diclina VS20
Lineage: Eukaryota; Oomycota; Saprolegniomycetes; Saprolegniales; Saprolegniaceae
Exons: 12
Coding region: 1-2079 (692 amino acids)
Source: RefSeq, a predicted model, not a curated record
AUGCCAGCGACAAAGCAUCCUGUCGUCUUCAUCCACGGGGCUAUGGGCUGGGGCAAAACGUCGCCGCUCUUCAACAGCCUGCCGUCCUACUGGCCAAAAGGCGCUCUGGACGAGCUGAAUCCCAACCACAUCAUUGUCGACGUCGGCAAGGUUUCGUCCGACCACGAUCGCGCGUGUGAGGCCUUUUACCAGCUCUUUGGUGGAACCGUCGACUACGGCGAGGCUCACGCUGCAGCUUGCGGUCACUUGCGCUUUGGCGCCACGCACUCAAAAGCCAUGGCAUUGCACCCCAACUGGAGCGAGCACAACCCUGUGCACUUGGUCGGACACAGCCUUGGCGCCACGACGGCAAUCGAGCUCUACCAAUUGCUCUGCAAAGACGCAUUCCACGUCGGCUCGAACCACAAGUGGGUGAAGGGCAUUGUGAGCAUAUGCGGACCGUUGACUGGGUCGACGUUGGGCAACUUACUUGGUGGCGACGUCGAAAAGGGCCUGUCGUACUGCAGCGCGGGCUACGUGGUGGGCACGUCCCUAACUGUGCUCUGGAAGUGCCAAGAGUUUUACGCGCCGUGGCUCAAGUCCGUCUACGACCUUGGGAUGCCGCAAUGGACGCCCCAUCCAUCAUGGUCAUGGGUGUUUUCACGCGCGAACGACAUGUACACGAGCCGAGACCUCGCAUUCUAUGACAUUUUGCCCGCUGCACGUCUGCGCAAGAACGAAAUGCUUAUCGACAUGGACAAGGUGCAUCUGCUGAGUAUCGCUACAAAGGCCACAAAUUCCGGACACAGCCUUUCAGCGCUUUCGUACCUUCUCCACGCGUUCACACGCGGACUUGACGCCGACGCUUUGUACGACGGGUUCGAAAGCGAUCACUGGGCGCACAACGAUGGGAUUGUCAACACCGUCUCAAUGCGCUACCCGCGGUCAGACUCGGAUGAUUCGGAUGACAGCGGCAGUGUUACUGACCUCGAAGCCUGCCAAGGAAUGGUCCGAGGCAAAUGUCCCCACCGCUGCACACGACGACGUGUGACGACGGCCAUGUCGACGCGCCACGCGACCGCCCCUCACUUUGCCUUUUUCAAGUGCCGCGACAUUUGCAUGCGCGAAACAACGACCUCGGAAAUCGUGCUCUGGCGCGUCUCGGAGGAGUUUGCGUCGCCGGUUAUGGUCGUCGACCCGAAACACUCGAACCAGUUUGAGAACCGGCUCAAGCAGACGCGACGCAAGCGAGUGCUCGUGCUUCUGUUCGGCGUCGUUGUCGUCGUCGGAGCUGCGAUCGCAAUCGUACUGUCGUCAUCAAGUCCCGUCGAAGCAAACCAGAAGGCAAGCUUUACGCCAUGGCCGUCGACAACUGCGACGAACGAAACCUCAGUGCUGGUGCCGAUUGGUACUGAUGCGCCAACGCCCGUACCGACCUCGGUGAGUACGCCAGAGCCAACGACCUCAACACCUGCGCCCGCCAACACAACAUUAUCCCCGUCCCCAACAGAGUCGGCUACGGUCACGGCAGAGCCGACGCCAGUCGCCACGCCUGCGCCGACACAGGCAGCGGCACCUACGCCCGCACCCACCGAGGUGCCAGUCACGUCGUCCAACCAGGCAAGCUUGCGCUUCGUGAAUCGAUGCGAAAAGGACAUUGAGAUUGUCUACUCGCUCUGCUUUGAGCACGUCGCGUGCGUCGAAACGUCCCAGUGGCUCUCGAGAAGCGUGACGUGGGACGUCUACGGCCACCAAUACCAGUCGUCGACCUUUCGCGUCGGCUGGAGUCCAGAGGCAACGCUGUUCGAGUCGAGCCGAGGCGGUGGCAAGGUGUGGUAUGACAUUAGCGCGAUACCACCGGGGUGUGGCAAUGGCAUGAGCUGGGAAGCGUGCAGCAAGGGUGGUCGUGUCAAAGGCUACAACGUUGCGAUCGGUGUCGCGCCGCAGCGCCUCGCCCCGGAAGCCGGGUACAACUGCCCACCGCUGCUCUGCGCAACCGAGCGGUGUGCGGACGCCUACCUUUUCCCAAAGGACGAUUACCACACCAAGAGUUGCCACCAAGACGAAGCGCUCGUAGUAUCUUUUUGUGCAUCGUCGUGAAUGCUUAUCCCGUUGGUGUUCAUCGCUGAGUAAAAACUAAUGUUUUAAACUGGAAUGGCCCCCAGUACUACAUUGAAUAACAUGGCCGGGACAGAAAUGCC